This is a messenger RNA of Ipomoea nil (Japanese morning glory), 1131 nucleotides long. RefSeq names its product protein FAR1-RELATED SEQUENCE 5-like. The transcript has a single exon. Lineage: Eukaryota; Viridiplantae; Streptophyta; Magnoliopsida; Solanales; Convolvulaceae. The record is from RefSeq and is a predicted model, not a curated record. Gene Ontology annotation, molecular function: zinc ion binding; nucleic acid binding. Gene Ontology annotation, biological process: regulation of DNA-templated transcription. Bases 1 to 1131 code for a protein of 376 amino acids.
AUGAAGUGUUUAGGAGGAUUGAAUGGCAUUGUCUGGAACAAAUCACUGGACUCCAAGUCAUUUGAGGAGGCAUGGAGUUGUAUCAUGGAGGAAUAUGGUUUGGGUGACAAUGGUUGGUUUCGUUACUUGUUCGAGUCUCGUACAUAUUGGGCAUCCCCAUAUUUUCAUGACGAGUUUAUGUCAGGACUGGUUAGGAAAACGUCUCGAUCAGAGUCUCAAAAUAGUUUUUUCGGUAUGUUCUCUAAUGGUCAUUCUAGUUUGGUUGAGUUCUUGGUGCAUUUUGGAAGUGCUGUUGGUGCGCAGCGUCAUGCACAAGCAAAAUUGAAUGCUGAUUGUGAAUCUUGUUUUCCUGUUUUGAAGACACCAUUGGCUUUGGAGAAGCAUGCAAUGGAUGUUUACACCAUUUCUGUAUUUUAUGAUGUUCAAGUAGAGAUUUGUGCAGCUUGUUAUUCGUCUCAAGUGGUGUCUUUGUGUGAUUGUGAUGGCCAUGUGUCAUAUGGGAUAAAAGAUGGUGCCCAACGGGCAUGGUAUGUGGAGCUAGUCUUGUCUGAUUAUACUGCUACAUGUUCUUGCAAGAUGUUUGAGCGGACGGGGUUGUUGUGUAGGCAUAUUUUUUUUGUGUUUAAAGAUCGUGGGCUUGAGAGUAUUCCUUCUAGGUAUGUGGUGUCUCGGUGGACAAAGGGUGCUUGUUUGAAGCCAAUAUUUCAUAUUGAUGAUACAAUUGUUGAUCAAUCUUCUAAAGUGGAGAAUGUUAGGAUUUUUACUAAUCUAUUGUGGUCUGACAUAUAUGCUUGCGAGGGCUUGGCCGAUGGUAAUAUAGAACGUUUGUCACAGCUACGACGUGUUAUUUGUGAGCAAAGGCAAUUAUUUCUCCAAGAGGGGAGUGAGGAUGGCAGUGGGGUGGUGGCUGGUGGCAGCAAACAAAGUGUGAUCAAUUCAUUUUGUGGAGAUGUGUCUCAGGGUUCAACAGUGGAGGUGCGUGAUCCCAUUCAAGCUAAGAACAAGGGUAGCGGUAAGCGGUUGAAGAGUACAAGGGAGAAAGCUGCUAGCAAGUGUGUAAAGCAAUCAAGGAAAUGCCAUACUUGUGAUGAAUAUGGUCAUAAUAGUAGGACAUGCCCUUUAAAUGGUUAG